UGGCUGAACGAACACAACAUACAGUUUACACUUUAAACAGUAGCUGAACGAACAGAACAUGCACUUUAUACUUUAAAGAGUGGCUGAACGAACAGAACAUACAGUUUAUACUUUAAAGAGUAGCUGAACGAACAGAACAUACACUUUAUACUUUAAAGAGUGGCUUAACGAACACAACAUACAGUUUACACUUUAAACAGUAGCUGAACGAACAGAACAUACACUUUAUACUUUAAAGAGUGGAUGAACGAACAGAACAUACAGAUUAGACUUUCAAGAGUGGCUGAACGAACAGAACAUACCUUCUGCAUCAGCUAAAGGAAGUCCAAGGAUGCGCAGCUUAUUGAACCUUUUAUUCGUCAUCACUGUGAUUAAUCAGAAUUAUGGAUCAACGAGUAGCCAGAAUAAGGAACUCUGUGAAGUUACGUCGUCCACAGGCCUCCUGGAUUCUAUCACAGUCUUGAUUUCUCAUGUCAAAGAACAAUUGCAGGACAAAGUAUCUGACAUAGAGGCCAGUGGAGUAGCUCAACCAACCCUCUCUCUUGAUCCAACGGACUGUGCUGAUAUCUUACUGAGUGGACAUCGUUCAAGUGGAGUGUAUCGUAUUUGGCCAAAGUCUUGGAUGACUAUAGGGACUUUGAAUGUUUACUGUGAUAUGGAAACUGACGGAGGGGGGUGGACAGUAAUCCAGAGACGAGGGGAUUAUGGAAACCCCGCUGACUACUUUUACAAACCAUGGAAAGAUUACAAACUAGGAUUUGGAAACAUUGAAAAAGAUUUUUGGUUAGGAAAUGACCGAAUUUUUGCUCUCACGAAUCAAAGAAACUACUUGAUCAGGUUUGACCUAAAAGACAAAGAAAACAGCACACGAUACGCCGUUUAUCAAGAUUUCUGGAUAGAAAAUGAAAACUAUUUUUACCGCCUGCACAUUAGUAACUACAGCGGAAAUGCAGGAAACAGUUUUGGACGUCACAAUGGACAUAAUUUCUCCACAAAAGAUGAAGACCAUGAUGCCCAUGAGACCCACUGUGCCCAGACGUACAAAGGAGGUUGGUGGUAUGAUCGCUGUCACGAAUCCAACUUGAACGGCCUCUACUUAAAUGGGGAACACAACAGUUAUGCCGACGGUAUAGCAUGGCGUGCUUGGAAGGGUUAUCACUAUUCUCUCUCACAAGUUGACAUAAAAAUACGGCCAGUUGACUUUAAUAUUCCUCAAAGCUAACGCUUCAUUAUUAUACAAAAAUUGUUUUUAAGAACACUUUGACAAUUUCUGGGCAGUAAAAAUGAGAUUUUGAGACAAAACUACUCUACAAGGUAAUAGCCUACUAUUAGUUUCAUAAUAUUGUGUAUUAGAUAUUUACUGGAU
Limulus polyphemus (Atlantic horseshoe crab) is the source of this 1366-nucleotide messenger RNA. RefSeq names its product techylectin-5A. The transcript is spliced from 6 exons. The coding region runs from base 332 to 1222 and encodes 296 amino acids. The record is from RefSeq and is a predicted model, not a curated record. Lineage: Eukaryota; Metazoa; Arthropoda; Merostomata; Xiphosura; Limulidae.